Molecule: messenger RNA, 1464 nt
Organism: Gossypium raimondii (Peruvian cotton)
Lineage: Eukaryota; Viridiplantae; Streptophyta; Magnoliopsida; Malvales; Malvaceae
Exons: 12
Coding region: 156-1232 (358 amino acids)
Source: RefSeq, a predicted model, not a curated record
CCGGAAUCAGUUGAAUCUCUUCCCAUAAUACUCCCAGUUUCGUGGUUCGAAAAUCAAUUAAAAAAAAAAAACUGCAAAUCAAUAUCAACAUUUGCUUCUUUAGCAGUGGAAAUGAGAUUCACUGUUUGAUAGUAAUACAACUAGAAUUCUUGAAAAUGGCUCUUUACCUAUCUUCCUUUUUUCCCCUCGCCGCCACUACCACUACCACGAGCCUCUCAUUCUCUUCCUCUUUCUCAAAUAUGGCUUGGCCUAGGCGCGCGAAUGCGUUACGGCUGCUGGGUUGUAGUAAUGCCGCGGUGUCAAGACAUGGCCAAGAAUUUUGGGUUUCAGUUGCGAAUGAAUACGAUCCGGAGCUUCGAGUUGUGCUUGAACUAGCUACGGAUGAAGAGUUAUAUGAGCUUCAAAGAAUCCUAUUUGGUCCCAGGUUUCCGAUUUCGCUUGGUUUUGAUUGCUCAGAAAUUCAGUCUAUACUGAAUAAAGAUGAUGUGGAGGAUAUGAUGAUUGAAGAGAAUGUUGAGGAGCGAGAUGCUUUUAUAGCAGGUCUUGAAUCACGCUUCUUAUUCCUUGCUGCUGAUGCCCGAUCGACAUUGAGGGGUUGGAGGCCGUCAUACAGAAAUGUCCUGCUUUCUGUGAGGAAGAAGUUGAACAUUCCUUGCUCAAGCAAAUUGUCCACUGAAGAUCUGGAAGCAGAGAUUUUCCUUCAUCUAUUGAGGAAUUACUCUAGUGAAGAAUCAGGAACUUUUCCAGGCUUAUGGGAACAUAAUAAUAUUUCCAACAUCCAAAAUAGUCUAGAGUUGGGACUUAGCCAGUGGAAGGUGCAGGUCCUUGCUGCUGGUAAGGUUGGGGCAACAGAAUUCCAAUCAAUGGUUUUGAAGGGUGGUGGUAUAGUUACUUUGGCAAAACUUUAUCAAUUGUUGACGAAGAAAUUGUCUGGAAAGGUGUUCCUAGAAGCUGCCAACUAUUUGAUGAAAAAGGAAGCUCUUAAAAAGGGGGGGCAGGUAGUUGCUACUAGUGUAGAGUCAAGAGCGGCCUUGCUUGCGGCUAAGCAGGGCUUUGCAGGUGCUACAUCCAGAUAUGUGGGCUUGAGGAGUAUGAUGAAUUUGCUUGGCCCACUGUUUUGGGGAACAUUUCUGGCUGACGUUGUCAUUCAGAUGCUAGGAACUGAUUAUGCUAGAAUUUUGCGAGCUAUCUAUGGAUUUGCACAGAUCCGUAUCACACGAACAUACCGGUAAUAAUUCGCAGAUGAUUGAGUAGUAGUUAGCUUUUCAGGCGGUCCAUCUUGAACUUCUCUAGUGGUAGAAACAUAACUUUGGAACUGAUGCUGCAAUGACAUUAGGUAUGUUCUAAGCUGUAAAAAUUCUCAUUGUAAAUUUGUAGUAUAAUUAUCUCUUCUUUACUGUCCAUAAGUGUUUGUUUUACAGCGUAACUACGAUAAAUUUUGAGUAUUGCAUUCAACUUUAGAUA